Molecule: messenger RNA, 1212 nt
Organism: Aspergillus aculeatus ATCC 16872
Lineage: Eukaryota; Fungi; Ascomycota; Eurotiomycetes; Eurotiales; Aspergillaceae
Product: arrestin C-terminal domain-containing protein
Exons: 3
Coding region: 1-1212 (403 amino acids)
Biological process (GO): division septum assembly
Cellular component (GO): division septum
Source: RefSeq, a predicted model, not a curated record
AUGAGCAAGCCCGCCUUCGUGCGAGUGUCGGGCCCGCCUAAUGGCAAUUUCUUGAUCGGAUAUCCUGGCAUCUCUGCCACAAUGCCACGUAUUGAAGGUAAAGUCGAGAUCAGGCCCAGCACUGGCAUUUCGCUCCCCGUCAGUGUAUCCCUCGUUACAAUAUCCCUUCAUCGUCGCGAGACCAUUCAUCCCUCGGCGGAUUCCGUGACCAAGAAGCACCUUGCGCCACCCCGGAAGGAGAUUACCGAUAUCGUGGGCAAGGAGAUGCUUCUUUUCCGCUGCCCGGCCGGUCGAGAGUCCGAAGAGGUCAUCUCCAUGGACUUGCCUUUCGUGCUCUUCAUUCCUUUUGGGCGGGGCGGAGCAGAUGCCUCGAGGCGCGUUCCUCCGGCCAGUCUACAACUUCCCAGUCGCACUGCUGAGACAUAUUAUGAGAUUGUGGUGGCGGUUCAACAAGGGCCCUCAGAACAGCGGAAAUACUCGUUUCCCGUUCCAAUGGCACGGUACGACACCCUAUCGACGUUUGGAAUGUACAAUCGCCCCGAGUCAGCCGAGCGAGUGUCGGAUCAUUUGGUCACAUUGGGGAUAUCCCUGCCCCGGUGGUCUUACGGGCCUUUGGAUCCGGUGAGCGUCUACGUGAAACUCUCACCAAACCCGGAUUGGAUUAGCAAAGCCAGAAAAGUCACUAUAAACAAGAUUACGAUUGGUAUUGAUGAGGAAAUUAUAUACAACCAUGAGGGCGACGAGCCACAGCGCAAGGUCAAGACCUUGACCAAAAGGACAGAACCGAUCGGCGUCAAACUACCCCCUUCUGGCUUUUUGACGAAUCUUGGCUUGGUAUUCCCAGCCAAGGAUAUGCGGGACUCUGAGGGGAUACUCCCCAGAAGUAGACCGGGGUUUCCUACAUACGCAGUGAGCGGGUUUACCACAACCGGAAGCCUUUACAAGAUCGAAUACUAUUUGACUGUCAAGGCCCACUUGGCAUCUGCAAGGGAUAUUACCAUCCGACAGCCGAUCGUUGUUUGCCCGCUCGACCAUGCAGGAUGCAAAGAGGAGAUGGAGGCUAUAGAACAGGCGGCUCGGGACGCCGUUCAUGUGAAUCCGGACAACCCGAUGCUGCCUCUGCCCUCCAUUGUACGGCCUAACGACCCAAAUGCUCUCCGCCAUCUUGGGGUGGCCAUAGUUGGAGGCAAACACAAACCUUUAAUCGAUUGA